Molecule: messenger RNA, 957 nt
Organism: Acanthosepion pharaonis
Lineage: Eukaryota; Metazoa; Mollusca; Cephalopoda; Sepiida; Sepiidae
Source: the annotation of a GenBank genome assembly
AUGCAAGAGACUCUUUCUUCACUUUUUACCAAUAUUUUUACUUCAUUUUCGUUCUCGCCAACUUCGUUUAUUACCUCGUUCACUUUCUCUCUAGUUUUUAUACAUUGUCUUUUCUCUUUGCGUUUUCCUUCCUCCUUUCGCCCUCUUUGCGCUUUCGCCCUCUUUGCGUUUUCCUUCCUCGCUUUCGCCCUCUUUGCGUUUUCCUUCCUCGCUUUCGCCCUCUUUGCGUUUUCCUUUUCCUUCCUUCCUCGCUUUCGCCCUCUUGCGUUUUCCUUCCUCGCUUUCGCCCCUCUUUGCGUUUUCCUUCCUCGCUUUCGCCCUCUUUGCGUUUUCCUUCCUCGCUUUCGCCCUCUUUGCGUUUUCCUUCCUCGCUUUCGCCCUCUUUGCGUUUUCCUUCCUCGCUUUCGCCCUCUUUGCGUUUUCCUUCCUCGCUUUCGCCCUCUUUGCGUUUUUUCCUUCCUCGCUUUCGCCCUUUCGUUUUCCCUCUUUGCCCUUUUCGUUUUUCCUUCCUCGCUUUCGCCCUCUUUGCGUUUUCCUUCCUCGCUUUCGCCCUCUUUGCGUUUUUCCUUUCGCCCUCUUUCGUUUUCCUUCCUCGCUUUCGCCCUCUUUGCGUUUUCCUUCCUCCUUUCGCCCUCUUUGCGUUUUCCUUCCUCGCUUUCGCCCUCUUUGCGUUUUCCUUCCUCGCUUUCGCCCUCUUUGCGUUUUCCUUCCUCGCUUUCGCCCUCUUUGCGUUUUCCUUCCUCGCUUUCGCCCUCUUUGCGUUUUCCUUCCUCGCUUUCGCCCUCUUUGCGUUUUUUUUUCUUCACCCCUUUCAUCUUUUUGUCUUAUUUUCCUCUCGUUCUCACGCCUGGAGUUGGCCCAAGGAAGAUAGGUGGGCUUUUUCUCUCUCUCUCUCUCUCUCUCUCUCUCUCUCUCUCUCUCUCUCUCUCUCUCUCUCUCUGCUUCAAAGGCAAGUAA